AUGACGAACCUUGCGCUCCUUCCCCCUUCUUCUCGCCUCCCACCUCUCCGUCGCAUCAACGAGCACCCCAUCGAUGUGCUCAUUGCGCUUGUCGACUACCUCCGAGCCAUAUACACUCCCCCCGUCCACGGAACCCGUCGCGUGGGCCGUAAAGUCCUGAAGGCCCGCAGCGCGUCGAGAUCCGCCGAAGACUCCCUAGACGAACUCCGUGCGGACCCCUUCGAGCGGGCCUACGCCGUCCGGUGGCUCACCAGGCUCGUCACGCGUACAGCCCUCCUCGAAGACGCGGACGCAGACGAAGAUGCCCCCGCGGCAGAAAACAACGCGGACGCCCUUGUCCGCGCGGCGACGGCACUGCUGGCCGCGUGCGCCGGGACGUCGGCCGCGCGCACGCUCACCCGCACCUACGUCUUCGCCGCGCCUUCCGCGGACGCGAGCCACGACGUCCGCGUGCUCCUCACGGACGUCCCGAUCGCCACGGACGGGGAGGCCCCGACGGUGGGGACGCAGACGUGGGGGAGCGCGUGCCUGCUGGCGGAGAUGGUGGUGGAGGAUCCCGCGCGGUUCGGUCUGGGCGGACGCAGCGGGGAGGUGCGGGUGCUGGAGCUCGGCGCGGGCACGGGGCUCGUCAGCCUCGCGUUGGCGAAGCAUCUCGCUCAAACGCACCGGGAAAGCGCAGCCAAGACGUCGAUCGUGGCCUCGGACUACCACCCCGCGGUGCUGGAGAACCUGGAUCGGAACAUCGAGGCCAACUUUCCGCACGGUACGCCGUCCACAGUGUCUCUCGCUGCGCACAGACUCGAUUGGUCAGACUACUCCCGGGGUGACUGCGAUCUUCGCGAGGAGUCAUUCGACGUGGUCCUUGGGGCAGACGUAGUGUAUGAGCCGCAGCAUAUUCUCUGGAUCCGCGACUGCGUCCAUGCGCUGCUCAGGAAGCCUGCUAGCGCUGCGGGGGACCGCGCCGCCCGAGCACCUCGCUUCCACCUGGUCAUGCCACUUCGUCCUACUCAUGCCGUGGAGUCUCGGGCGGUGCGGGAGGCGUUUCCAGCGGCCCCUUAUGGGGACAAUGUACGACCGGAAACGCUGUGUAUUCUCGAGGAGGAAACGGUUUUGUGCGAGGUCGACGAUGUGCGGCCUGGAGAGCAAAUCGAGUACGUUCACUUUGUUAUUGGAUGGUCGUAG
Messenger RNA from Epithele typhae, 1182 nucleotides. RefSeq names its product putative methyltransferase-domain-containing protein. NCBI's taxonomy places the organism in Eukaryota, Fungi, Basidiomycota, Agaricomycetes, Polyporales, Epitheliaceae. The record is from RefSeq and is a predicted model, not a curated record. The coding region runs from base 1 to 1182 and encodes 393 amino acids. The transcript has a single exon.